Acanthosepion pharaonis is the source of this 1731-nucleotide messenger RNA. The record is from the annotation of a GenBank genome assembly. Lineage: Eukaryota; Metazoa; Mollusca; Cephalopoda; Sepiida; Sepiidae.
AUGAUAUCAUCCUUUUUUCCACUUCACCUUUCUCUCCUACUUUUUGCAACUUAUUCUCUCACCUGUUUUUUUCAACUUCUCUUUUUUUCAUUGUUUGUCACUCCUUCUCUUUCUCUCUACCCCCCACUGUUUCACUCCUUUUCUCACUGUUUGCCACGACUUCUCUCUCCAACAUUGUCACUCCUUCUCUCACUAUCUCUCCCACUGUUUGGCACUCCUUCUCUCACUAUAUCUCCCACUGUUUACCACUCCUUCUCUCUCUCUACCACUCAUUCUGUCUCUCUCUCUCCAAAUUUGCAACUCUUUCUGUGUCUCUCUCUCUCCAAAUUUGCAACUCUUUCUGUGUCUCUCUUCCUCCCACUGUUUGCAACUCUUUUUGUCUCUCUUCCUCCCACUGUUUUACAUCCUCUUCUGUCUCUCUCUCUCUCUCCCCACUGUUUGCAACUGCUUCUGUCUCUCUCUCUCUCUCCCCCACUGUUUGCAACUGCUUCUGUCUCUCUCUCUCUCUCCCCCACUGUUUGCAACUGCUUCUGUCUCUCUCUCUCUCCCCCACUGUUUAACUGCUUCUGUUUUUCUCUCUCUCUCUCCAAACUGUUUGCCCCUGCUUCUGUCUCUCUCUCUCUCUCUCCCCACUGUUUUCAACUGCUUUGUCUCUCUCUCUCUCUCCCCCUGUUUGUAACUGCUUCUGUCUCUUUCUCUCCCCCACUGGAAGCAAAUUCUUCUGUCUCUCUCUCUCUCCCCACUGUUUGCAAUUUCUAUUCUCUCUCUCUCCCCACUGUUUGCAACAACAAAUUAAUCCCCACUCAUUUUCUCUCUCUAAUUCUUUCUCUCUCUCUCUCCCUCUCUUUAUCUCCUUUGCUCACUGUCUCUUCUCUCUCUCUCUCUUUAAUUUUGUCUGUCUCUUCUCUCUCAUUUAUUCUCUCUCUCUCUCUCAUUGAUUUUUCUCUCUCUCCCCUUUUAUUCGUUUUCUCUCUCUCUCUCCCAUCCUGUCAAUUCUCUCUCUCUCUUCAAUUUCUUCUGUCUCUCUCUCUCUUCUCUCACUCUUUCCUUUUUUCUCUCUCUCUCUUUUCCUCUGAUUCUCUCUCUCUCUCUCUCUUCCCCCACUUUUUGCAUCUCUCUCUCUCUCUCUCUCCACUUUUUGCUCUCUCUCUCUCUCUCUUCCUCCCACUUUUCUUUGUCUCUCUCUCUCUCUUCCUCUCUCUCUCUCUCUCUCUCUUUGAAUCUGAUUCUUCUCUCUCUCUCUCUUCCCCCACUGAUUUAUCUCUGUCUCUCUCUCUUCCUCCCCUGAUUUUCUCUCUCUCUCUCUCUCCCCCCUUUUUCAUCUUGUCUCUCUCUCUCUCUUCUCUCUCUCUGUCUCUCUCUCUCUUCUCUCCCUCUGAUUCAAAUUUUCUCUCUCUCUCUUCCUCCCCCCAAAUGUCUCUCUCUCUCUUCCUCCCUUUGUUAAGUGUCUCUCUCUCUCUUCCUCCCACUGAUUCCUCCUUGUCUCUCUCUCUCUCUUCCUCCCCUGAUUGCAGGUCUCUCUCUCUCUUCCCAAGAAGAUUUUCUGUCUCUCUCUCUCUCUCCCUCCUGAUUCUCUCUCUCUCUCUCCUCCAUUGGUUCUCAAUCUCUCUCUCUCUCUCUCUCUUCCUCCCCACUGUUUGCAACUCUCUCUCUCUCUCUUCCUCCUCACUGAUUCUAAUGUCUCUCUCUCUCUUCCUCCCACUCUUCUCUCUCUCUCUCUCCUCCCACUGA